UCGCUUCGCAGUCUGCCGGUAUUAUUCUAUCUUAAAGGAAAACAAGAAAGGAUUAGAUUGAUAUGAAGUGGACCAAGGAGCAAGUUAGCAUUUUAAUAGAAAAUUACAAACAACAUGAGAAUUUGUAUGACACAGAACAUCCUCACUAUUUUGAUCGUCUUCAAAGGGAGAAUUCUAUCGAUUCUAUCUGCAAUGAACUUAAGAAACUGGACGAAACAAUUACUCCAAGUGCAGUUACGACAAAAGUUCACUCAUUGAGGUCACAGUAUGGAAAGGAACUGAAAGCAGUACAAAACAACAAGCGUGCACCAAGAUUGUGGUUUUUCAAUAAAAUUGAUUUUUUAAGGCCUCUGUAUAUUCGGAAAGUUCAAUCGCGUCUCAAUAAUGGGAGUUCAGAGGAGGAGUAUGAGGAUGAUGAUUAUGACGAUGACAGUCAAGAAGAUGGACAUGGAAGGACACAUCCCUACAUUCCGCAGACCCGCGAAAGAAUUUGGACGCCAGAAAUCACAAAAAUAUUAAUAGAAAAAUAUAAGGAACACCCACAAUUAUAUGAUGUCUCAGAUCCCGCCUACAGAGACAGUGAUUUGAGAAAACACAUACUCGUUGAUAUUUGUGAAGAUGUAAGAAAAUUCAUGCCAAAUAUAACUGUGGAUGACAUUAAGAAUAAACUGCAUUCUUUGCGAAGCCUGUAUGGAGCAGCUUUGCGUCGCAUGGAACGGCGUAGACUUAAAGGUUUGCCGGUGGUGGAGCCCACAUUGUGGUGUUAUAACCUAUUACAUUUUUUGAAGCCGCAUAUCAUGAGUGUACAACUUAAAGUAUCCAACUCUUAUAGCACACAUUUGAGUGAAAUUUCGGCGGAUAGUGACACUAGUUCGAAUGAAAGUCCAGCGAAAAAAUUGAAUUUCAAUAACGAUAAACAUUGUGAUGAGCUGGGGGAUGAUUAUUUACAGCAAGGGCCUAGUAAAAGAGCAAAGAUUUGUAAAGAUGUAGAAACCCCUAAAUCAUUAGCUAAGAAACCGGAAAACCUGCACCAAGGACAUAAUGAAAAGAGUGAUGGUGAUGACUAUGUCGACACAUACGAUGAGGAAACGUUGGUUGAUUAUGCCCCGAAAAAGAAUAACUGUUCAAUAUUUUCUGCAUCUAGGGCUCAGUAUGAAUCCUCAGACGACACAACUCAAAUAAAAAAUCCUUGUCCUAUAACUGUAGCAAAUGCAAAAUUUAAACAUGAAACUGAAGUACAUACUACAAAUAAGAGGAUAAGUCCAAUACCCGUCACAGAUACCAAAGAUAAAAGUAAAACUAAAGUCAAUUCUACAAAUGAAAGGAUAAGGAAAAUUGAACUGGAUAAAAAAUUACUUAGCCCUAAGCUCUUGGAUGAUUAUUCCAGUUAUUAUUGGCUGGGCAAUCAAGUAGCAUUUGAAAUAAAGUCAUUAAAGAAUGAAAGUAUACGUCGCGAUGCGAUUGAAAGAAUCCAAAAAGUUCUACAUGAGGCCUACAGGCAUGAUACAACUAGUUGUCCAGAUCCUCUCACAACAAAUACACGGAAAAGGAAGCGUUGAAAUUUUUUGUAUAUAAUAUACAAAAUAACAAGUUAAAAAGCAGUAAGUUCGGCCGGGCCGAACUUUUAAUACCCUCCACCAUUUACAACGAAUUUGGAAAUUUUCAAAAAAUAAAAUCCUUAAAAAAUUCUGUUAAAAUUUUAAAAAUACCGAAUAUAGCCGUUAUGUUGGGGUCUAUACGACGUGGACAUACAUACGCAUUGUUUGUCAUAAGCCAUUACCAUAUUCAAAUUCGAAACUGGACCCGCACCGACAAUUUUCUGUCACAGACUGUAGUUCCCAUAACGAACUUCAAAUAUCAAAUUUUAAACAAUUCCGGUUAAUAAUGUCGCUAAAAUCAUCAAAAUACCGAACAUAGCGAGGUGCCGUUAUAUGGGGGCUAUACGAAGACGUGGACCUGCACAGACAAUUUUCAGUCUUAGGGUGUAGAAUCCAUUUGGAACUUAAAAUACCAAAUUUGAAACAAGUCCAGUGAAUAAUGUCGCUAAAAUCAUCAAAAUACCGAAUAUCGGGAGGUACCGUCAUAUGGGGGCUAUACGAAGACAUAGACUUGCACAGACAAUUUUCUAUAUUAGGGUGUAGUAUCCAUUUGGAACUUCAAAUACCAAAUUUGAAACAAUUCCGGUGAAUAACGUCGCUAAAAUCAUCAAAAUACCGAAUAUAGGGAGGUACCGUUAUAUGGGGGCUAUACGAAGACGUGGACCUGCACGGAUAAUUUUCCGUCUUAGGGUGUAGUAUCCAUUUGGAACUUCAAAUACCAGAUUUGAAACAAUUCCCGUGAAUAAUGUCGCUAAAAUCAUCAAAAUACCGAAUAUCGGGAGGUACCGUUAUAUGGGAGCUAUAUGAAAACGUGGACCUACAUGGCCCAUUUACAAACUUAACCUGCCUACUGGAAAAAUAAACAUGUGUGCAAAAUUUUAGCCAUCUAUUUCAAUUUAUUCGAAAGAUAGCGUGAUUACAACAGACAGACAGACGGACAGACAGACAGACAGACGGACAUCGCUAAAUCGACUUAGAAUUUUACGCUGAUCAAGAAUAUAUAUACUUUGUUGGGUCUGACAUGAGUAUUUCGAGGAGUUACAAACGGAAUGACAAAGUUAAUAUACCCUCCAUAGUAUGGUGGAGGGUAUAAAAACCAUAAGCCUUAAUUUUCAAAAGAUUUUUCGGACAAAUUUGCCUUGGCAGAAAAGAACACAAUUAAUUUUAUGCUCUGUUCCAGAAGAAAAUUUCAAAACUAGUAGAUUCUUGCAGGUUCCAGAACAAAGCAUUAGGUGGCCCUUGUCAUCCUGAUUCCAAAUAUGUAUAAUUCGUGUUUACCUUCUGAGAUUUGUGUUUUAUUAGUCUCUGCAGCAGAGAAAAUCAUUCUGCCUCAGUGCCUCCUAGAGCAAAAUUCGUUUCUUGAACCCUACAUCAUACAUUUUUCGAUCUUUAGAACCCUGAUCUGCAAGUUCUUGAUGUUUUUGUUUUGACUUGGCUUUUCAUCAGUCAUUUUACUAAUUCCCAUUUAGUUCUUUGUUUUUUAUUAUCACGGCGGCUGUUUUCUACUAGGAAGCUUUGUAGUCUGGAUCUCG
Messenger RNA from Musca domestica (house fly), 3130 nucleotides. RefSeq lists its product as uncharacterized. The record is from RefSeq and is a predicted model, not a curated record. The coding region runs from base 63 to 1559 and encodes 498 amino acids. NCBI's taxonomy places the organism in Eukaryota, Metazoa, Arthropoda, Insecta, Diptera, Muscidae. The transcript is spliced from 9 exons.